Symbiodinium pilosum is the source of this 510-nucleotide messenger RNA. The record is from the annotation of a GenBank genome assembly. NCBI's taxonomy places the organism in Eukaryota, Dinophyceae, Suessiales, Symbiodiniaceae.
AUGACUCUCCAGAACCUCGAGUCCAUGAACCUCGCACAACUGGACUCACUCAUCAAGAAAAAGGAGGAUGACCUGUUGGUGCUGAAGCAAUACAGGGAGCAGAGGGUCAAUCCAGAAAUCAUCGUCAAUGUAGUGCAGGCCUCGGGUCGUUCCAUGCCAAUCAGUGUGAGGAUCAAGACAAAGGUUCAUGACCUGGCACAGCAGAUUAGAGGGCGUCUUGAAGCUAGGCCUCCAGACGGCACGUCCAUGAGCUUGAUCUACAGCCGUACAGAGUUGGACUGGCCAAAGACGCUGGAGGAUUAUGGUAUCCUUGGUGGAGAAACUAUCUCCGUGGUGCUGCACGCUCGGCAAGUUGAGACCGAAGACAUGACAGAGGCAAUGAAGGAACGUGAGCGUCUGCAAGCAAGGGUAGAUGCCCUAGAGCAGGAUGCUGCCUGCAGAAGCCGCGUGGUUCGCGAAAUGGUUGCUGACUUCAUGGCCAGGGGACAGUUUCUGGCACCCGUGCAGUAA